AUGUCGGACGAAAUGGCGGUGGGUGAUAACGCGUCUAGUGAAGCUGCAGUGGGAAGUGAUGGGGUUGAAGAGGCUACAGGCGGUGAAAAAACGUCUCAAGCAGCUUCUGAGCCUAUAACGCAUGACGCUGAUGAAGACAAAGUGACCGCAGAAGUUACUCCCAGUACAUCAAGUUUAAAAGCUGAUGACAAUAUCUCGGAAGAUGCAGAUGAUCAGAAGGGAACAAAGCGAAGGGCAUCCGCUGCUUUCAGCGAUGAACAGGACACUGAAUUUAAAGGCUUUGAGCAAACAGAUUGUGAUUUGAUCGAAUUCAAUAAGAUUGUCGAUGAGGAAUGGAAAUUUAUGCGGCGAUAUUCGACAGAUGAAGAUUUUAAAGGUUUUGAAAAUGUUGAGAAUAACAAUAUUUCAGGAUAUUCUAGAAUUUUAGAACAUUUGGAAUCUGAGGUGUCAGAGGCUAUGAAGCACCUGACUCCAUUGAGGAGAGUUUUGACAGCAGCUAGAGCAAUUAAGAGACCACACCAAGACACAGACAGUUCCAGACCAUCAUCAGCUCUGUCAUCAAGAUCUGAUGGAGAUGCAGCAACAGAUGCGUCCUCCUCACCGGCCAACCGCGGCCGACGGCCAACCACGGAGAUGUCGUCGCCGCUACUACGGGUACCCCUCGACCGUGGCUGGAAGCGCGAGCUCGUGUUCCGCGCCGCGCUGGACGGGCACUCGCGACGCAACGCCGACAUCUACUACUACACGCCGCAGGGCAAGAAGCUACGCUCUACCAGAGAGGUGGCUGAAAAUUUAAGUGGUACUGGACUCUCAUUGGAAAACUUCUCGUUCUUCAAGGAACCACUAGGAAUAGACGAUCCGGAGAAGGAAAUUAUUCGAGAUGCUAAAGUUAUGCGCCGCGUGGAGUCGCCAGUUCCAGUGGCACCGGCUGCCGCUUUAGAUGCCAAGCGAACGCCAAAACCGAAGCAACCCAAAGGUGCCAGUCCUGAACCCAACACACCCAAAUCGCCUCUGGCCAAAUUAAAGGUCAAAUCAAUCGGUUCGAGAUUGAACAGCAACGGCUCGCCGGCCACUCCGGUGGCAACGAAGCAACCGCGACGACAAUCCGCGCAGGCGCAGUCCCAGCCACAGACGCAGACGACACCGGCCGGAGACAACAACAACACUGCCGCUUGGAAGAAACCUAGGAUUGUGCCGCCGCCGCUGCACGCGCGUCCGCAGCAUUCCAACACGCAUUCGCAGGUGGGACGGGGCGUUCAGCAGCCUUGCUCGAUGAGUUGUGGGCGUGGCGCGGUACCGUCUUUAGCGUGUGCCGCCUGCCUUUGUCUGUACCAUCCAGCUUGCUUGGGACUGUCGCACGUUCCCCCUCAUCCGUUCUUCUGCAAGAACUGUGACACUUCAUCACCACGGGAUCCUCCGCCGCUAGUCCAUAAGUCCGGUGUGCCGGCCACAUCUGGAAUACAAAUGCCCACACCUCUACCCGUAACGCCCGUGGGAGUGGGACAGAGUACAGUUCCAGUGCCCCGACUUGUCCCAGUACCCUCUAAAACUCAGAAAAACGAUAAACGUGUUCUGCUACGGAUGAAGAUGUCGGGUGGAGCUGACGGUCAAAAAGUUUGGGCUGUAUCCCCCAGUGGGUCUGGUGGACCUAGCCAAACUGCUCAGGUCCCGUCGACCACUGCCGCCCAACAGACCGCUAUCGCCCCACAGGCUCCUAUUACUCCAACGACCCAAAUAACCUCAUCAAACGCUCCUCCAAGGCAUACCGAUAAGUUGAGUCGGGGUCGAGUGGCGAACGGUGCCGCGUCGCCUCCAACUUCGCUGCUUUCGCCUCGCCGCCGCGGCAGAACCAAAGUGGACGAUACGGAGUACUUCAGCGGCUUCUACCAACGCGCACAGGAAAAGAACUACAAUGUGGCUGUUCAGAUAUUCCAAUACGUGGGUAUGCGUGAUCUAGCUAGGUGCGCACGCGUCUGCAAACAGUGGCAGACAAUAACAGAUACGCCCGCGCUGUGGAGACAUGUUAGAAUGAAAAAUUCACACGUCAGUGAUUGGGGAGGGCUAUGUGCAGUCCUGAAAAAACAUUCGACGAAAUGGCUGGAUCUACGGAAGAUGCUAUUGCCUACUAGCGACACGAUAUUCUGGGAUCAAUUUAUCGAGAAUAUUGGCUCGGUGGAUUCACUUGAGAGGUUGGAGCUGUGUCGGUGCCCGGCGCGUGUUGUGGAAGGAGUAUGCGAUCGGGUCGGCACAUUGCGAGCUCUAUGUGCGCCUGCGAUUUGUGAUACAAAGCUGGAUCCCUCACCCCUCGCGCAUUUGCCGCGUCUAGAGUUACUCAGACUCAAGAGUUUAAAAGGCCUCUCGUUAACGCGAGACCUACAACCGUUGAACACGUUACGCAAUCUACAACACCUGUCGCUAACAUCAAUAAAGGAGCUGGGCUGGUGCGCCUGCGAGGUGGUCGGCCAGCUGGAACAGCUCGAAUCGUUGGAGCUCGGUGAAUGUUCUUUCGGCGGUGCGUUCGCUUCGGCGCUCGCUCGCCUCGUCCGGUUGCGGCGGUUACGGCUCGAACGAGGUGUCCCGCACUGUGCGGCGUCCGCCUUACUUAAAGCGCUCGCGUCUCUGCCAAGACUGACUAGACUGGAACUCGUCAAUUUCGAUGUUAAGGUUGGGUUUGACGAUGCGCUAGCGGAGUGUAAAAACAUCCAGAGACUACUCAUUAUACCGACAUAUGUGUCACAAUCGGCAACCACGAAUAAACAGGUGCUAAGCGGAGUACUACGACUAAAGGACACAUUGACACACCUAAUGUGGGGCGUGACGAUCGAGUUGCUUCGCGUCACCGAGCUUUUUAUAGAUCAGUGUGAGGCUGGAGGCAUGGUGGAGACCCUGGGGACCGAAGGCGGGGACGGGGGCACGGCCCGGCGCGAACUCGGCGAGUGUAUACCUGUGCUAAAACCUGUACCCGGUUGUAGGCUACCGGACGACUUGAGGCAUGUCGCUGGACCGCCACAGGUGGAGAUUUUACCGAUCCCGACCCUUCAGCGGUUGCUCUCCGCGCAGCUGCCAAACACUAAACUAAAACUCCUGCGCAUCCCCUUCCACGCCACCUGGCGCCAAACGCUCGCAGAUUUUCAGUAG
Messenger RNA from Leptosia nina, 3138 nucleotides. Lineage: Eukaryota; Metazoa; Arthropoda; Insecta; Lepidoptera; Pieridae. The record is from the annotation of a GenBank genome assembly.